Messenger RNA from Eruca vesicaria subsp. sativa (arugula), 411 nucleotides. The record is from the annotation of a GenBank genome assembly. NCBI's taxonomy places the organism in Eukaryota, Viridiplantae, Streptophyta, Magnoliopsida, Brassicales, Brassicaceae.
AUGGACUACAGCUUAGCGGCGGUGAAGAUGCUAAUCUCCCAGCUCCGUGACGCUAAACCCACGCCUUCUCAGAACGCCACCGCCCUAGGCGGUGUUCUUUUCCAACGCGCUUGGUUACAGGGCGUUUUGGUCUCCGAUCCAGUAAUCUCCGGUGGCCGUAUGGUCUUAGAUGACGGGACAGGUCUCGUCGAGCUAAGCCUCUCCAACGACUUUGCCCUCCGUCAAUGGAAAUCAGGGAUGUACCUGAUGGUUGUUGGUGUAUACCAUAUCCGUACGGGAGAGAUGCCUCUGCUUAAGGUUCAUAAGAUGGUUGACCUGUCUGCAAGCCCAGAUCGUGAAGCCAUGUGGUAUUUAGAAGUCAUGGACGCAUACAGACUCUUCUAUCAGCCCUUGAUUCAAGAGUUCUCUUGA